AUGGAUCCAUUCGAACUCCUCAACACCAACCCAAGGCAGAGGCAAUAUAUCGAACAUGAAUUUUCAACUCCACCAGAUCCUAGCUUAUCACCAUUCCCACCUGGUAGUGAUGCUACAGAAGAAGAUUCACCAGCUCGCACAAUAAAAGCUGAUAAAGAACGGCGCUUUCUCAAAUAUAUGUUCCUCAAGGACACCAGAGGGCAUGCUUCUCGACACAGUCGAUGCGAAGAUGCGGAUGAUUUCUACAAUGAUAAUAUUAAUGAAAGUCAGGAAAAUGUGGCGUAUUUCAAAGACAGUUAUCCAAGAACAACAAAUUCCUCUGAUCUCGGGAUUGAAGUCGGUGUACUUAAUGCUUAUGAUAUAUUUGAUGUUCAUAUUCCACAUAAGUUACAUGAUUUUGACCCAGAAAGCUGUACGAAUGAGCUUAAUUAUGAUGAUGCUUUAAGUUUCAAAAAAAUCAGACACCUUGAAGUAUCGCGUUUUCAAUCCAUGAGGUACAAAAACAACUUGGUUGAAAGCUAUCAAGAUUACUUGUUCAUUGCCUCCAAAUAUAGAAUUUUGGUUUUCAAGGAUGAGCUGCAGGUAAAAACAAUUGAUGUUACACCCAGCUUCACAACAGUUAGGCAUAGAAGUGCUGCAACCUGGUCUAGUUCCCCACACACUAUCAAUUACUUGAAGGUUUCCAAACUAGCAGGUAGAUCUGUUCUUUCGUGUGCCAUUGAUGAUGGUCGGGUAUUGAUUUAUGACAUACAUGACUUUUUCAUUAAAAGUACCCAUUCUGUUCCCAAAUAUGAAUUGAAGUUGUCAUCAUCUGUUUGGGGUGUUGAUACCUAUAGAAAUAUGGUUGCCGUCUCAGAUAAUAGUCAAACAGUUACACUUUUCCUUUUCGAAGAGAGUGGGAUCUACCACUGUACUUCAAACCAAAUAAUUCACAAUAUACCUACUGUUUCAUUUGUUGAUAUAGACGAAAGGAAUACUGUUUAUGUCUCCUGCGUUUCGAUUUCAGGUGAGUUUAUAAUAUUUAAAUUUGAGACUUUCACAAACGUGGGGCCAGUUGCUCAACCACCAUAUGAAUACUCCCUAUCAAUAGAUAUUGUUGACGUUUUACUUCCAAUGUUUUCCAAAUAUGAAUUUCGCUGCACAAUACUCAGUCGGACAGUUCUCCAAGAAGACGCUUGGGCUACACAUUUCAUUGAUGACAAAUACUUCAAAGAGGUGACCACUCCAGACUACUUGGGUAGUGCAAAUUAUAUUGAUGUUGAAAAGAUUUUGCUCUACUCUAAAGAAUUGAAUUUAAUGAGUGACCAUCUUUUGACCUCAGAUUUGGGUGGAGGAGCCUGGUUUGAGGAAAUUGGAUUAGAAACUCCUUCUCAAAGGGGAACAGCCACAGAAAACAGACUCAACAGGUUUACAGAUAAAUUCAGCAGGAUACGCAAGCUGUAUUUUAGUACAUCAUUUGAUGAAGCGUUGUCACCAAUCCCCAAGCCUCCCUAUCACGAUAAAUUUUUAUUUGUUGCUACUGCUUCUAAAAUAGGAUUAUACAGGUUUGGUAAUUUGGUUUGUAAUGCAACAUCAGAUAGGCUAUUUAGCUAUAGAUUGAGUCAAGAUCUGAGAUUUUCCAAUAGAUUAUCAAUAACAAAAGUCAUUCCAGAAUUAUCAGCUGUUAUUGUUGCAUCACAAGCUGGAUUCUUUGCCAUAUUUAGACUAUUCAACCCGAUGAGACAAUUAUUGGUUUAG
This is a messenger RNA of Hansenula anomala, 1737 nucleotides long. It is a transcript of the gene CRT10, whose product is annotated as Crt10p. The transcript has 2 exons. The record is from RefSeq and is a predicted model, not a curated record. Gene Ontology annotation, molecular function: protein binding. Lineage: Eukaryota; Fungi; Ascomycota; Saccharomycetes; Phaffomycetales; Wickerhamomycetaceae. The coding region runs from base 1 to 1737 and encodes 578 amino acids.